AAAUAAAAUACAUUCAUAUAUUCUUUCGCAUUAUUGAAGAUAAGCAUUUUUUAAAAAUUGGUUUAAGAGAUCUGAUGUCAGUAAGGAAACUUCUUCAAUCGACUCGUAUAAUAAUCUGCUGAGAAUGCCUGUUUGUGUUUGUAAUACAUUGUGGACAUUGACAUGUAUUGUAGCAGUAACUGUGUUGUAUCAUUUUACAACAAUAUUUGUUUGGACAGUAACAACUGGAUUAGUUGUGCUAAUCUUAUUUCUCGUAAUAAGUGAAGAUAACCAUGGUAGCGAUUGUUUAAAAGCUGGAAUAUUUGGAUCAUUGCUGGCUGUUGUUUUUGUGGUUGUGUUACCCAUGUUGGCAAAGGGUUUACACUAUGGAUACACUUCCACAACAUGUUACUUCAAUGAAUGUUGCGACGACAAUUGGAUCUCUCCAAAUAUAAGUGGCCUUUCCUUCCAACUUAACAAAAAAUUGUACGGUCAACACCUAGUGAUUGGUCCUUUGGUGAAACAUCUUAGAGGUCAUGUUGAAGGGCAACAUCAAAAAGCAACAAUACUUUCUUUACAUGGUCUGCCUGGAACGGGGAAAAACUUCGUGAGUCGCAUGGUGGCAGAAAACAUGUAUGUCAAGGGAAUGGAGAGCAAAUACGUUCAUCUCCUUUCAGCAACGAAAGAUUUUCCUCAUGAAAGUAUGCUAGAAGAAUACAAGGAAACCCUGAAAAUGAAGAUAGAAACAGCUGGUAAAGAAUGUUCAAGGUCACUCUUUAUCAUUGAUGAAAUGGAUAAAUUACUUCCUGGUUUGAUUGACACUAUCCGCCCUUACGUUGACUACUACGACCACGUGGAAGGAACAUACUUUAAGAAACUCCUAUUUCUCUUCUUAAGUAACACGGGCGGAGACAGUCUUGCUAAACAUGCUCAAGAAAAUCAUGCUCGUGGAAACAGUAGAAAAGAACUGAGACUAAAGGAAAUGGAAGAAAUUGUACGGACGUCAUUGUUAAAUGAACCAAAUGGUAUGGUAAACAGUAGCAUCGUCAAGAAUAGCCUUAUUACCGCUUAUAUCCCAUUCCUGCCAUUGGAAAGGAAACAUGUGGAAAAAUGCAUUGUAGACGGACUAUUUGCAAGAGGAUUUUAUGCGUAUGAAUACCAAGAUAAUAAAUUAGUGAAAUCAAUUGCAGAGGAAAUGUUGUACUUUCCUGAAUUUAAUAAGUUAUUUUCAACAACUGGUUGCAAACGUGUUAUGGAGAAAAUUGAUUUAUAUUGGAAGAGGAUAAAAUUUGACAUUUUCGUGCGAUUGUUUCGUUAGAUUUGACAUGCAUUUAUUUUAAAGAUCCUGGAUGUUGUGAUCAAAGUGGUAAACCAUACAAAGUGAAAUUAUAUAGAUGUACAUAAUUAUGCAAAUAAAACAAUUUUCAAACAUGGAGUAAUAUGUAAAAUAUGUACUGCAAAUAAUUUUGCAUAUUAUAUGUAAUCAUUAAAAUAUAUGCAUUCAUUUCGUAUUGCAAAAUUUGACUUAAACUUUAUAUAGAAAAUAAAGUUUUUAUUACCUCCCUUUAUUUACAUGAAAUGUUAAAUUCGGUAACAUCUUUAUAAAUAAUGCCUUUUGGAACCUACGAUAUUGAUAAAUCUUAAUUUCAGCAUCAUAUUUAUGAUUUAAAACCAUAAAAAAUUGUAUUAUAGGAUCUUUAAACAAAUUUUAUUUCUCAGAAUAUAUACGAUAUACAUGUUUCAAUUUGCAAUAUACACAAAGCAUUUCAAAUAAUCGUACAAAAUAGGAUUAUAAUAGAAGACCAAGUGUCUUGCCAUAUUCUUCUCCAUAUUGA
Molecule: messenger RNA, 1814 nt
Organism: Ruditapes philippinarum (Manila clam)
Lineage: Eukaryota; Metazoa; Mollusca; Bivalvia; Venerida; Veneridae
Product: torsin-1A-like
Exons: 5
Coding region: 125-1297 (390 amino acids)
Molecular function (GO): ATP hydrolysis activity; ATP binding
Source: RefSeq, a predicted model, not a curated record